UCGACGCAAAAGAGAUGCAUGUGUUUUGCAGGAGAUGUAGGCAAACCGUGCUCUAUGAAGAAAGCUGAGCACAGAUUACCUCUUCACUGUCAUCACCAGGAAUGACUUUUGACUCCACUCACAGGAUGGAAUGGUUGCUCCAGCGUUGGCAUAAAGAUGUUUUCUUUUGCUCCGCACUCCGGUCUUUGCUUUCUGUGACAUGCUUGCUCCUCGUUCUGAUUGUGAGUCUCUAUCCUGGCCUGUGGUCCAUUGGGGUGCGACUUCAUUCAGUCUUCACAGGAAACUAUUUAGCCGGCCACCACUCUGUCCUUGUUAUUAACAGCCCAACUGAGCAGACGGCCAAGGAUAUUGGCAGAGCCAUCAUGGAGAAGAGGCUAGCUGCCAGUAUUAACAUUCUCACAAGGACAUCUACAAUGUACAUAUGGAAGGAUGAAAUUCGUGAUGCCAGUGAAAUUCUUAUGCUUGUGAAAACAAGAACCUCCAGGAUUCAACAUGUCUUGGAAUAUGUGAGGUCUGUCCACCCGUACGCAGCCCCAGAAGUCCUCAGUAUCCUCGUGGAGGAUGGCAGCCUGGAAUACCUGAAGUGGAUGGAUGAAGUGAUUCCAGAAAACUGAUUUAUCAUUAACUCAAAGUCAUGUGCAGUAAGCAGAGUAGAGACAGGUGCUGCUGACGAUCAAACAUUAACAAAGUAGUUUUAAA
Periophthalmus magnuspinnatus is the source of this 699-nucleotide messenger RNA. RefSeq names its product protein CutA homolog. The record is from RefSeq and is a predicted model, not a curated record. The transcript is spliced from 6 exons. Gene Ontology annotation, biological process: response to metal ion. NCBI's taxonomy places the organism in Eukaryota, Metazoa, Chordata, Actinopteri, Gobiiformes, Gobiidae. Gene Ontology annotation, molecular function: copper ion binding. The coding region runs from base 102 to 614 and encodes 170 amino acids.